AUGAAGGUCACAACUCGCGUCCUCAUUGGCUGUCGCCUUUUGCAGUCCACGUAUAUUACCUUCCACAGGUUAAAGUGUGCCCACAAUGGCCCAGUUCACGUGUGCCAUGUUCCAGGAUGUGGCAAGCUCUACGCCAAGACUUCUCACCUCAAGGCACAUCUGCUCUCGCACAGCGGAGAACGCCCCUUCGUGUGCCACUGGAUCUUCUGCAACAAGGCCUUCACUCGAUCCGACGAACUUCAGCGCCAUCUCAGAACGCACACCGGUGAAAAACGUUUCCAGUGUGAAGAGUGCGGAAAACGUUUCAUGCGUUCUGAUCAUCUGAACAAGCACGUCAAGACGCACCAGAACCGACGCGCCCGUCUUGCUUCUGCUUCUCCUGCCGAAGGUGACGACGUUGACGUGGAACUGUGUGACGAUGAGUUUCUCUCCGUACUCUGCCAGACCCUCCCGUGCCUGAGACGGAUUUUCUAG
Messenger RNA from Penaeus vannamei (Pacific white shrimp), 474 nucleotides. The record is from RefSeq and is a predicted model, not a curated record. NCBI's taxonomy places the organism in Eukaryota, Metazoa, Arthropoda, Malacostraca, Decapoda, Penaeidae.